Molecule: messenger RNA, 4705 nt
Organism: Electrophorus electricus (electric eel)
Lineage: Eukaryota; Metazoa; Chordata; Actinopteri; Gymnotiformes; Gymnotidae
Gene: fam184ab
Product: family with sequence similarity 184 member Ab
Source: RefSeq, a predicted model, not a curated record
CAGACUCUUGAGCAGUGCAGCAACCACUCAGCCUGUCAGACCAACACACACGAUCCCACUCAAACGCGCUCGCUGGGUUCUGAGGUCGGGCUUUCUCCGCAGCAGAGCAGCAGGUUUGAAAUGUAACCCACCGACGUCGAGGGUGGGUUUUUGUUUGUUUGUUUGUUUGUUUCCAGAUUUCUGCCACAUUCGCGCCGAAUGUUCCGCCUCUCAAAGCGAGCGGCUGCCACAAAGCACAGCAGGGGAUCUCUGGAAGCUGAAUGCCACAACACCGGACGCCUCGGAUGUGUUCUUCUUCCAGAGUAACGGCAUUUGAAGGAUUGUGAAGAUGGCGACUGGAUCGGGCUGGCAGCAAUACUACAGCCCCGCUGGCAAUGCAUCCUCGGGAGCGGGGAAAUACAGUACAUCAACAUCGACGAUGUCCUUCCAGUCCGGCGUAACCCUGGAGUACACCCAAGACCUUCAUCUCAAGAUGAGCAAGAAAAUCGCGCAACUCACAAAGGUGAUCUACGCGCUCAACACGAAGAACGACGAGCACGAGGCGGCCAUCCAGACCCUGAAGGAGGCGCACGAGGAGGAGGUGCAGCAGAUCCUGUCGGAGACGCGAGAGAAGAUCAUGCAGUACAAGGGCAGGAUCAGCGAGGAGCUGGACCUCCGCCGGCGCAUCCAGGCGCUGGAGGAGUCCAUGGAGGCGCACGAGCGCAUGAAGCGGCAGGCGCUGGCCGAGUUCGAGGCGUACCGCCAGCGCAUGGAGGACGUGCAGCUGUGCGCCGAGGCACAGCACACGCAGCGCGUGGUCUCCAUGUCACGCGAGGUGGAGGACAUGCGGCGCUCCUUCGAGGAGAAGAUGCGCGCCUUUGCCCAGGUCCAGACGCAGUUCGAGCAGGAGAAGCGGCAGGCCCUAGAGGAGCUCCGCACGGCUCACCGCCAGGAGGUCCAGGAGCUGCUGCGCUCGCACCAGAGCCAGAACGCUAGCUUCAGCAAAGACCAGGAGAAGCUGGGCCAGCUGCACAAGCAGGAGGUGGAGGCCCUGACGGAGCGGGUGGAGGAGCUGAAGCAGGACAAGAAGCGGCUGGUGGAGGAGUACGAGGCCAAGCUGAGCAAGGCGCAGGCCUUCUACGAGCGCGAGCUGGAGGCCAUGAAGCGUACGCAGCAGAUGACCGCCGACAACCUGCUGGCGUGGAAGAAGACGGAGGCCGAGCUGCGCAACGAAUUCCAGGCGCAGGAGUCGGCGCUGCAGAAGACCCUGGGCAAGCUGCGCUCCGAGCUGCAGAGGGUCCAGGACGAGGCGCGCGACAGCAGAGAGAAGUCCCACAAACUGCAAGCCUCGCUUGCCGCCGCAGAGAACAAUAUCAAGGAGCUGCACAAACAGCUGGACGAGGUGACUCAGGACGCGGAGAUCAUAGCGAUCAGGCAGAAGGAAGCGGAGUGUGAGCUGGAGGCCACGCGGGACCGAGUUCAGCAGCAGGCCACCGAGAUCCUGCUCAAAGCCAGUCAGAUCGGCAGCCUGCAGGCCACACAGAUGACCCACGAGGCGGCCAUCCGGGACCUGGAGUCGGAGAAGUCCCGUCUGAAGGACAAGGUGCUGAGGCUGGAGGAGGAGCGGGGAGCCAUACAGACCAAGAGCCAGACCCUGGAGGAGAGGCAGCGGCAGCAGAUCCUGCUGUUGGAGAAGAGCCUUCGGGAGGAGAAGCAGGUGUACGAGAAGGAGGUACUGAGUCUGCGGACCCAGCACGAGGAGGACGCAGCGCACUUCAGGGAGGCGCAGGGCCGCACCCUCGAAGAGCUCUCCAAAAAGCACCGGGCCACCCUGGAGAGCACACAGAGCACCGCCGAGAAGGAGAAACACCGGCUCCUGGCUGAGCUGGAACAGCAGUUCGAGAAGGAGCGCCGCGCGUUGGAGGAGCAGAAGUGCUGCUUGCAUGAGGAGCUGGACAGCCUCCGAGAGGAGCUUACAGCCAAGCUCAACGUGGCCAACAGCGAGGUGAGUCGUCUACAGGAGAUGCUGAAACAGGGAGAGCAGGGUCUAAGCUCUGCUAAGGGACACAUCUCCAGCCUGAAGGAGGCCCAGGAGAAGCUUCUAGAAGAACUAGAUGCCACCCGGGCCAGACUGAGAGAGACAACCAAUCUCCUCACAGCCCUACAGGGAGAGAUGGAGGCCCAGACGCAGCAGCACGAAGCCAAGCUCAUCUCCACUAAAGAGGAGGAGAAGCACAGAAUGGAUAAAAUGGCCCUGGAACUGGAGCUGAAGUGGACAGAGACUCUCAGACAGGAGUGUAAGAAGCUGCGGGAAGAGCUGCGGGAGGAGCAUGAGGAGAGCAAGACAGCUGCGCUGACCCAGCUGGCCCAGAGCAAAGAGCAUGAGCUGGGCAGUGCCCGCGAGAGCUGGCACCGCAAGGUGGAAGACCUACUAGAGCAGAUCUCCCUGCUGAAACAGAGUCUGGAGAUGCAGCUCUCCCAGUCUCAGCACUCCCUGCAGCAGCUGCAGGCCCAGUUCAGCCAGGAGAGGGAGCACCUGGGUCAGCAGCUACAGGAGCUGGAGCUGGAGCACCAGCGCAGGGAGGAGCGGCUUCACGAGGCCCACUGCUGCACCAUCCAGGACAUGCAGGAGGCGCGCCAGCAUGACCUCAAGGAGCUGGAGGAGCGUCUCCGGCAGCAGCACCACCUGGAGCUCCAGUCUCUGAGAGAAGUCCACAGGCAGAAUCUGGAGACGCUGAAGCAGCAGUCUGAGCAGGAGCUGCAAACACUUCGCUUCGAGCUGGAGGACGAGGGCAAAGCCAUGCUGGCCUCCCUGCGUUCCGAGCUGAACCACCUCCACGCGUCGGCCAUAGAGCACCUCCGGCAGACCCAUCAGCAGGAAGCGGCAGCCGCUAAGCAGGAGCUGGAGGACGCUCUGGAGCGGAGCAGGACACAGGAGCGGGAGCUUUUGACUUGUAUCUCAGACCUGCAGGAGGAAGUGACCCGCAGGAAGAACCACAUCGCAGAUCUGGACCAUGAGAUCCACACCCUGAAUGAGAACAUCAGCACACUCACCAAAGAGCUGGAGCUCAAGGGCAAAGAAGUGCUGAAAAUACGCAGCGAAGCCAACCAGCAGAUCAGGGCUCAUGAGCAGGACCUGUGUAAGAAACAUGAGAGGGACAUGGCAGAGCUAAACGCACUGCACCACAGAGAGACGCAGAACAUGCUCUCCGACUUCAACAAGGCUCAGGAGCUGCUCAAGGACAAAAUCUCGGCCCUGCAGAUCCUGCUGGAGGGCACAGAGGAGAAGUUCCGGAACCGAGAGAGCAGGCCGGAAGACCUGCAGAUGAUUGCCGAGCUCAAGGAAAUGGUGACGGAGAGGGAGACCUUGGUCAAGAAGCUGGUGGAUGACAAAAAGUUCUACCAGCUAGAACUGGUGAACAGAGAGACCAACUUCAACAAAGUGUUCAACACCAGCCCCAAUGUUGGUGUGAUUAACCCUCUUAUCAAGCAAAAGCGAAAGAAUGACAAAUCGGCCAACCGAUUCAGCAGUUCGCCCAAUCUAAGGGCCAAUGCGGAGGCUUCGGGGGCAGGGAGCAGCCAGCCCCAACCCAGUCGCCUCCAGCCCAUCCCCAACUCCCCCAUUCACCAGCUGGAGCUCAACACCAGCAAACCACUGCCCCCUCCGACCCCUCCCACCGAGUCCAAGAAAUUCAUGAGCCCUCCUGAGACGGAAGAGUCGCCCGUAGCCUCCCCAGACCCACAAAGACAAGAGUGGUUCGCCCAGUACUUCACCUUCUGACUUUUAGGAACGCAAAAGCAUGUCAGCCAAACCAAAAAAAAAGGGAAAAAAUAGAAAAAAAUAUAUAUAUAUAUUCAUCUUUACAUCAUUACAUUUUUUUAACAUUUUUUUUUUCUCCACUGUGAAUGAGUUUCUUGUUUGUACAGUGACUAUAGGUUUGACGUUGCAUUUAAUGCCGUUUCUAAAGAGUGGUGCAAAUGCUGCUAAUUAUUAGUUAAAUGCAGUAUAGAGUAUUGUCUUCUCUAUGUAUUACUUUAGAAUGGCACCGUAAUGAGAGUUUGUUAAAGCUGCAUAACCACUUUUGGUAGAAUUACACUGUUUGUAUGGUUGUCUCAACACAGAUUCAAUGAUGUCUCACCAAUUUUAAAAACAAAAUGCAUAUUUUAUAUUUAUAUUAUAUUGUAUGUAUGCUUAAAGAAUAAAUAAUUAUUGUGACAUUUAAGGAUAGCGUGUCACGUCAGUCAUGCUGGUGAACUCCAUCACUGGUGUAAAGGGGUGUUUGAAUUUCUUCUGGCUGUAGUUUCGAGUUUCGAAAGCGUUACCUUGGAAUGUACCAUGUGCGGUGCUGCAUAGGUUGACCGUCAAAUCGUUGUACCAGGAACAAUUGCAGAGCAACAUUAAAGUCGUGUAAAAUAUAUUACAUGCAAUCUAAAAGUGUAACAUGUGUAACAUCAUAUUAGAUAUUUAUCCAGAAAGUCUUAAAUUCUUGUUAUGAUUUGUAUUUUUCCAUGUACGUCCCCUAAAAGCGGGACGAUGUAGAAUUAAGCGCCAAAUCUAAAACGCGUCUACAAACUGAGACGUUGAAAAUUACAAGGAGUGACUGUGUGGCUAACGUGCCCACUCGCCGUUGUGAAAAUGUCUACUGUGUCGUACCUACUUUGUGAAAUUGAUGUGGGCCUAACUUGAACCCACCGGGAAAGGUAUCGGUAGGAAUCUGCUGCCAGG